AUGGGGAUUUGGGGGAUGGGAGGCACUGGUAAAACAACUAUUGCACAAGAAGUAUUUCGCCGAAACAAGAAUAAAUUUGAUGGUCAUUGCUUUGUGGAAAAUGUUAGGGAAACAAUGACAAAGCAAUCAUCAAAAUCAGUACGAGACAAAAUCAUUUGUCAAUUAUUAAGGGACAAAAAUUUACAUAUAGACACAUCGGAUUUGGAUGUUUUUACUAGGAGAAGGCUCCAGAGUAUUAAAAUAUUCAUUGCUUUUGAUGAUGUAGAUGAUUUUAACCAUUUAAAAAAUUUAGCAGGAGAGCGUGAUUUGUAUUGUGAGGGAAGUAGAAUCAUUGUAACUAGUAGAUAUCGGCAAGUACUUGAAUAUGUUUGUUCAAAGGAUGGCAUAUAUGAGGUUGAGAAUUUAAUUCAUUCUCAAGGUUUGGAACUCUUUAGCUUGCAUGCCUUCAAGCAAAAUCUUCCCAAGGAAAGAUAUAUGGAGCUAUCAGAGAAGGCAAUAACCUAUGCUGGAUUCAAUCCAUUAGCUCUUAAAGUUUUGGGAUCUCAUUUAUUUAAUAUGGGGAUAGAAGAAUGGAAAAGUGAAUUGAAAAAAUUAAAAGGCGAAUCUCUUGAGAAAAUUCAAGAUGUUUUGAAAACAAGUAAUGAUGAGCUUGGAAAGAUUGAAAAGAAAAUAUUUCUUGAUGUUGCAUGUUUCUUCAAAGGGCAAAAUAAAGAUGAGGUUGAGAGAACAUUAGAAGUAUUUGGUUUCUAUCCAAAAAGUGGAAUACCUCGCCUAAUUAAUAAAUCUCUCAUAACUGUUUCGUCACUCAAUGAGAUUCAUAUGCAUGACUUGCUGGAGCAAAUGGGUAAGGAUAUUGUUAUUAAGGAAUGCAAACAGCCUGGAGAACGUAGCAGGUUGUGGAAUUAUGAAGAUAUUAGUCACAUAUUGACAACAGAAAUGUUUGAAGCUAAGUGCCAUGGCCUUUAUGAAGAUGUGCAAUCUUAG
This is a messenger RNA of Hevea brasiliensis (rubber tree), 984 nucleotides long. RefSeq names its product TMV resistance protein N-like. The transcript has 2 exons. The record is from RefSeq and is a predicted model, not a curated record. Gene Ontology annotation, molecular function: ADP binding. Gene Ontology annotation, biological process: defense response. NCBI's taxonomy places the organism in Eukaryota, Viridiplantae, Streptophyta, Magnoliopsida, Malpighiales, Euphorbiaceae. Bases 1 to 984 code for a protein of 327 amino acids.